Messenger RNA from Gasterosteus aculeatus aculeatus (three-spined stickleback), 968 nucleotides. It is a transcript of the gene rps19bp1, whose product is annotated as ribosomal protein S19 binding protein 1. The record is from RefSeq and is a predicted model, not a curated record. Gene Ontology annotation, molecular function: enzyme binding. Gene Ontology annotation, cellular component: nucleolus. NCBI's taxonomy places the organism in Eukaryota, Metazoa, Chordata, Actinopteri, Perciformes, Gasterosteidae.
UUGCCGGUGCACACCGGAAGCUCGCCGGAUGUUGACGGCCUCACGUUGCUGUUCGGAGUUCUACGCGAGUCCUCGUUGAUGUCUGACACUUAACUGCGGGACGUUCGGACAAAACCUCUCAUAAUUGCACCGGCAUGUCGGCGUCGUUGGUCAGAAGAGGACUGGAGCUUCUCAAAAGUGACGUCAAAGAUGUCCGUGACGCGAAGAAGAGGAAGCAGCAGCAGCAGCGGCGGCAGCGGACUCCCGGCUCCUCCACCGUGAUGGAGCUGGUGAGCACCAAGCGGCAGGGAGUCACGCGGCAGGUGAAGCGGCUGCAGGGCCGCCUCGGGCCCGGCAAGAGCAAAGCCACCGUCAAAGACAAGAGGAUCAAGUCUGCAGUGGAGGAGUUCAGGAAGAACCAGAGGAAGAGUCACAUGGCCGACAACCUCAAGUACUUCAUGGGAGCCGACGAUAAAACGCCCGACUCCGACACUGUGAAGAUCCAGAGCCACAACCUGGGGCGGCAGUCGAGGAAUCGCCCGGAGCCGCCGCCCAAGAAGGUGGAGAAGGUGGAGUCUCUGUUCACGGAGGAGGAGUUCCAGCAGUUCCAGAAGGAAUACUUUGGCAGGACUGUCGAGGAGAAGAAAUGAAGCGCACCGUUAAAAACACAGAGACCCUUCAGUCCUCGGAGGAAACGCCGAGCUGCUGCUGCUCACGUCAGACCGUCUCUUCAGCGAAUGCACGAGCACAACGUGUGCGUCGUUGCCUUCAGCCGAUUCAAACGCUGCGGAUCUCCUUCGGUUCUUCAAAUGGAAAUGAAAAGUAAAAUAGUCGUUAGUUCUACUGUGUGGACGACACGCUGAAGACUUCUGUGGACUCUUUUCCUGUUAUAAAUACAUUUCUGCACUGAUCAGUCUGUUCUUACUGAAGUAAUGUAACUAAAGUGGGAACCAACUAACCAGAAAUAAAACGCUUAAGUGAAUCCUGAA